AUGGCACCUCAGAACGACGUAGAGAUGCAAUACCAAGCAUCCGAGCAGAUGAGCCAGCAAUCAGACGCCACCGGCUCGUCGGAAGAACAAUGCUCGCAGAACAAGACUGAAGAGAAGGCGAAACGCACUCUGCUGGGCAUGAGAGGCGGUGGUAUCAUCUUGGAUCUCUGCGCCUGCUUCAUCUGCUGCGAAUGCAUGUAA
This is a messenger RNA of Fulvia fulva, 201 nucleotides long. RefSeq lists its product as uncharacterized. The transcript is spliced from 3 exons. Bases 1 to 201 code for a protein of 66 amino acids. The record is from RefSeq and is a predicted model, not a curated record. Lineage: Eukaryota; Fungi; Ascomycota; Dothideomycetes; Mycosphaerellales; Mycosphaerellaceae.